Molecule: messenger RNA, 942 nt
Organism: Camellia sinensis
Lineage: Eukaryota; Viridiplantae; Streptophyta; Magnoliopsida; Ericales; Theaceae
Product: disease resistance protein RPM1-like
Molecular function (GO): ADP binding
Source: RefSeq, a predicted model, not a curated record
AUGCUUUGCCUUGGACAUCGUCAUGGCCCUGGAUUUCAUGGUUUUCUUCGUAAGGUUUCAUGGUUUAUUAAGACUUUAAAAGCUCGUCACCAAAUUGCUUCUGAAGUUCAAAGAAUGAAGUCCAGAGUCAUCAAUAUUUCGAAGGGACAUCAGAGGUACCAUGAUAGAUAUGGUACAUUAGAGCAAGGCUUAAGCUCAAGGUCCACUGGUCUUAACAUAGCAUGCCAUGAUUAUCGUGGCGAUACCCUGCUACUUGAUGAAUCUGAGCUUGUGGGCAUCAACAAGCCCAAAUCACAACUAAUUAGGUGGUUAGUGCAUGAAGACCCCAGACUCAAGGUGUUUUCCGUAUCAGGAAUGGGCAGAUUGGGCAAAACAACACUGGUUAAAAAGGUCUUUGAUGAUGCAGUUGUGAAGAAUCAUUUCCAGAUCCAUGUUUGGAUCAUUGUUUUUGAAUCCUUCAAGAUUGAGGUGCUCCUAAAAGACAUCAUCAAACAACUUUUUAACGAAAUCAAGCAACCAGUCCCACAAAGGAUGGACAACAUGGAUACCAACAACUUAAAAGGGAUAAUUAAUGCUUUCUUGCAACAAAAGAGGUAUGUGCUUGUUUUCGAUGAUGUAUCGGAUAUUCAUGCGUGGCAAUCUUUCAGACAUGUGUUUUCUAGUGGCAAUUGUGCCAGUCGAGUGGUGCUCACAACCAAAAAUACAGAUUUAGCUUCAUCCGCUAGUACAGAAUAUCAUGGCAAUGUCUAUAAUCUUCAGCCCUUGACUCUCAAAAAGUCCUGGACAUUGUUUUGCAGAAAAACAAUUACGGAGAAUUCCUGCCCUUCACAUUUGGAAGGACUUUCAAAAGCCAUCUUGAAUAGAUGCGAGGGAUUGCUGCUUGCAAUUGUGGCAAUUAGUGGUCUUUUAUCAACAAAGGAUAAGAGCAGUGUGGAUGAGUGA